AUGAACCAAGAAAGGUUGAAUUCUCAAUACUUCUAUUUCAUUGUUACCAACCAAGUCAUUCAGUUUGCUAUGAAAUAUGGGUUACCUCUCGUAAUGGCUCCAGCCAUCAAAUUCGUGACAGAAAAAAUCAAGGGAGAUAAACCAGUUGUCACAAAGGAUUCUCCUGAAGAGAAAGAAUGGCUAGAGACUGUUCGUACCACAGUUCAAUUGCCUCAACAUGAUGUGGGUAAUGAUUUUAGGGGUUUGGCAUUGCAGUACGGCUACCUCAUGCUUUUUGGACCUGUUUGGACUUUGGGUCCUCUUGUGUCAUUGUUUUUCAACGUUAUUACAUUCAAAUUAGAUGAAUUGAAGUUGGCUAACGGCAAAUAUUUUAGACCUCCUGUGCCAAAAAGAGUUGACUCAAUUCAUCCUUGGGACCUUGCUCUUUUGUUGUUGACUUGGAUCGGCUCCAUUAUUUCACCAAUUGUGACUGCCUUCUAUCGCCAUGGUACAAAGCCACCAAAACCAUUGGGACAAUUUGCAUUGGACAAGGCAAGUGUGAAUAUUUCAUCGACAUUGGUGUUAGUGGCAAUCUUUUUUUUUGUCCGAGCAUUUAUUUUUCAUCAUUUAUGUGUUUGGAACCAAAAUCUCAAACAUGUUGGUUUCAGAUAA
This is a messenger RNA of Clavispora lusitaniae ATCC 42720, 651 nucleotides long. NCBI's taxonomy places the organism in Eukaryota, Fungi, Ascomycota, Pichiomycetes, Serinales, Metschnikowiaceae. The record is from RefSeq and is a predicted model, not a curated record.